AUGGACCUUGAAUUUUUGCAAGAGGAAAAAUGGCCGAAGUUGGGGAACACAGCUGGCGAACCUGCUAAGAAGUUGCAUGAAUGGUGCGGAAAAAUUUUCCACCUUCUUCUGUCCUUGGCAGAUAGGGUAAAACAGCUAGAAGCAAAGGAUAAAGAAAAUUUACUAGAAAUUGUAACAUUGAAGCAUGAUCUUGAGUCAACGAAGAAAGAAGCAGCUAAACUCAAUGUUAAUACCCAAUCAUGGGUUGAUGUUGUCACCAGGGGUACGAAAAAUGCUAAAAAUCCAGUAGAACAGCUAAUGAUGGCUAACACCACUAUUAGUGAAUUACAAGAGAGGGAGAAGAGAAAGAAAAACAUCAUUAUCUACGGGGUACCAGAGUCUUCUGCUCCAAAUCCAACAGAUAAAAGAACUGAAGAUGAAGCGAAAACCAAAAAAAUAAUGAAGGUGGUAGAUAAAGUAAAUAUUAAGGCGGCAUACUCAAAAAGAUUAAGAUCAAAGGAUACAACUAAACCAAGUCCAUUACUGGUUGAUUUGACAGAUGCAAGUCUGAGAAAUCCAGUUCUCCUUGCUGCCAAAAAAUUCAGAGACGUUGAAGGAUUCAAAUCUGUCUAUAUAUCUCCAGAUUUGACAGAAGCUGAGAGACAACUGGACUAUAAAUUAAGGCAACAUCGAAACAGUUUAAAUGCAGAACUUGGUGCGGACUCGCCCUUUCGAUAUAGCACUUUUUCAAACAGACACAAAACGCUACACUGCAUGUAUUUCAAUGCUACUUCACUGGAUAAUAAAAUGGACAAAUUUAGAGUUGUUAUUGAGACGCAUCAUCCAUCAAUUAUUGGUGUUAGUGAAACAUGGUUUAAAGACAGCCCAAUCGUUAACAUAAACAACUUUAAAGUGUAUAGAAAAGAUAGAAAUGACGGACGCUGUGGUGGUGGAAUGUGUUUGUUUAUCAACUCACCUUUUAAUUCAUAUGAGGUCACAGAUGGUGUUUUUAGUAGAAGCAAUGUUGAACAAGUGUGGGCAGUAAUUUAUUUUGAAAAUGGUAAAUAUUUAAUUGGCUGUAUCUAUAGACCAGAUUAUUUUGUGGAUAUGGAUGAUCUCGAACUAGUUUUAAAACAGGCUAAAAGUUAUGUUAACGGAAAAGGUUUUAAAGAUGUCCUAAAAAUGGGAGAUUUUAAUUUCCCAUUUAUAGGUUGGUCAAAUGGAUCAAUUGUUUCAAUAAAAAAUGUUAGUGGCAUUGAACAUAAAUUCAGCGAUAUAAUCAGUGAGACAUUCUUCUAUCAACAUGUCGAUGUACCAACAUUUCAAAAAUCCAGCGGUGUGACAGAGAAUAUUUUGGAUUUGAUUUUCACAAAAGAAUCGGGUAACAUAUGCUCUGUGGAUCCAAUUUUUGUCCUUGGCAAUAUCAGUCAAGGUCACUUGAUUUAG
Molecule: messenger RNA, 1425 nt
Organism: Helobdella robusta
Lineage: Eukaryota; Metazoa; Annelida; Clitellata; Rhynchobdellida; Glossiphoniidae
Exons: 2
Coding region: 1-1425 (474 amino acids)
Molecular function (GO): catalytic activity
Source: RefSeq, a predicted model, not a curated record